CUUCUGCUCGCCUUUCAAUUAUAAUUAUUUUACCUUUGAGUCUCCUCCUUCGUAUAUAUAUAUCUCUCUCUCUAUAUAUAUAUAUUCCUUAUACCUUAAAUAUAUAUAAAUAUAGUCUUUUUGUCUCCUUAAUUAAUUCCACUUGUUUAUAUACACUAUUGAUGUGAGAAAAGAAAAAAAGAAUGAGGGAGGAGAAAAAAGGAGGAAAUAUUAAUUACAAGAUGAUGAGUUUACAUAAUAAUAAUUCAGAUCCAAAUAUUAAUAAUAAUAAUAAUUCGGAGAUGAUGAUGAUGGAUGAUUACGCUCGUAACAGUAGUGCUUCGUUAACGAGUCCAAUGGGAAUUAUGGGUGGGUUCGAUCCCAGCAGAUUAAGCACAGAGGGAUCUCCAAUGAUGAUGUCUCCUUGGAAUCAAGUUUCAUCAUUCCUACCAUAUAAUAAUAAGUCUCCUUGGUCUCAACAAUCACAAUUUGACCACGAUAAUUCCAAUUAUUCCAACAACAAGAACAACAACAACAACACUCUCAUCGGCUCACUUGUUCGCGAAGAAGGCCAUAUUUACUCAUUGGCUGCCUCCGGUGACCUCUUAUACACAGGCUCCGACAGCAAAAACAUUCGUGUCUGGAAGAGUCUCAAGGAGUUUAGCGGUUUCAAAUCUAACAGCGGUUUGGUCAAAGCCAUUGUAAUCUCAGGUAAUAAGAUUUUCACCGGACACCAAGACGGCAAGAUCCGCGUCUGGAAAGUCUCACCACCACCACCAUCCAUUUCCAACAAAAAUAACAUUAAUACCCUCCACAAACGAGCAGGCACCUUACCCACUCUCAUGGACAUUUUCAAAAGCUCCGUUAAACCCAGCAGCUACGUACUCGACGCCGGAAGACGUCGUCGCACCUCCCUCUGGAUCAAACACUCGGACGCCAUUUCUUGCCUGAGCUUGAGCGACGACAAAGCCUUGUUGUACUCCGCCUCGUGGGACCGGACCUUAAAGGUCUGGAGGAUCGACAACUCCAAGUGCCUCGAGUCAAUUAACGCUCACGACGACGCCGUCAACGCCGUCGUCGCAACCGUUGAGGGAUUGGUCUUCACGGGAGCCGCAGACGGAACCGUUAAGGUUUGGAAGAGGGAGCAGCGUGGGAAGCUGACGAAACAUUCUUUGCUUCAGAAAUUGUUGGUUCAGGAGAGCGCAGUAACGGCUCUGGCCGUUAACGGUAACGGCUCUUCAAUAGUUUACUGUGGGUCCUCUGAUGGAUUGGUCAACUUUUGGGAACGUGAGAAGCAGUCGUUUUCCCACGGUGGGGUCCUCAAGGGUCACAACCUGGCGAUCCUCUGUCUCGCGGCUGCAGGGGGAUUGGUGUUCAGCGGGUCCGCAGAUAAGACCAUAUGCGUGUGGAGAAGGGAUGAUAAUAUUCACACGUGUCUUUCCGUCUUAACGGGCCACACAGGCCCAGUCAAGUGUUUGGCUAUUGAACGGGACCGUGACCAUGACCAGAACCAGAGAUGGGUCGUUUACAGUGGAAGCCUCGAUAAGUCCGUUAAGGUCUGGAGCGUCUCCGAAUAUGCCCAGCAGGAUUUUAAUCAAACGGUUACCAUGCCACAUGCCAUAUCUGAUGUCGAUUCUUUGCCGUCCGAUGGAAGCUAUUCCUCUGCUGGCCGUUUUAGCAACAACAGGACGAACCAACUGUAAUGUGCCACGUGUUAGCUUAACUGUUUCGGAUGUUUUGUUUGUGACACGUACUUGGUUUGUAGCUUGGUUAUGUGAUGAUUGCCUUGUGUUUGUGUACAACUUAUUGUCUAGUGUAAAACUAAUUAAUCAAUGCCAAAUUAAAUUUUAAUAUUUCCUG
Molecule: messenger RNA, 1839 nt
Organism: Cannabis sativa
Lineage: Eukaryota; Viridiplantae; Streptophyta; Magnoliopsida; Rosales; Cannabaceae
Product: protein JINGUBANG
Exons: 1
Coding region: 183-1682 (499 amino acids)
Molecular function (GO): protein binding
Source: RefSeq, a predicted model, not a curated record